AUGAGGCUCCUCGCCGCCGUUGCGCUGGCAUUGACAAGCUGCGUCUAUGCUACGAAGUCCAAUAGCACCUUGGCCACGCACGUCUUGCCGAACAAUUUUAUUCCUCCUCAGGUUUUUAAGAACUUGAACCUCCUGCGAAACAUCAAUCUUGAAAAAGGAUACCCCAGAGAAACUAUCAAUAUCCUUGUAGAAAACGCUGGCGACACACCACAGUCCAAAUACUACGUACCUUUCUCGAGCGAGGUUAUAAGCAAAGUUGGGGGCUUCGAGGCUUGGGAGAAGAAUGCAGAAAGCAAUGGGAAAUUUAAGGUAGAGCGGACACAUAUCCGUUCUCAAAAUUCGAAUCAAUACUUCAUCAUACACCUUCGCACACCCCUUCCACCUUCGUCGCGAUUGAGCCUUAGCCUCUCCUACUACCUCCUUUCCGCUAUAGAGCCGCUUCCCGCCGCCAUUGAACAAGAUGCCAAACAGUACCUUGUAUACGACUUUUCCGCCUAUGCUCCCUCUGCCUACGUAACAAAUAUGCAGCGGACAAAACUCAAGUUCCCCUCCAUAAAUGUUCCCGAUUAUACUGUCACAAAUGGAUUGAAGCCCGGCUCCGAGUCCGACCCUGAAAAGCAAGGCAGUACUUUUACUUAUGGCCCAUACAAGACCGUGGACAUUACCCCUGGAACGGCGGAACCGGUGACUGUGCGAUAUGAGUUUUCUAGGCCCGUUAUUAUGUCCACGCUUCUUGAGCGUGAUAUUGAAGUAUCACACUGGGGCGGAAAUCUUGCAACAGAGGACAGGUACUGGCUUCAAAACAACGGCGCUCACCUUGCCAAACAAUUCUCCCGAGUAGCCUGGUCAAUGAAGACGUUAGAGAACAGUCCCAGCGUUGCAAUCAGUGCGCUUCGAGUUAUUCUGACGCCAGGAGCCGUGGACCCAUACUUUAUCGAUGACAUUGGAAACGUAUCAACGAGCCGUUUCUCUCCCGGUCGUGGGAAAGGGGGCGGACUUCUCGAUAUCCGCCCACGUUUCCCCAUUUUCGGGGGCUGGAAAUAUAGCUUCCGUAUUGGUUGGAACGAAGCUUUGUCUUCUUUUUUACGAAAAUCUAAAAGUGACGAUACUUAUAUUUUAAAAGUUCCGUUUCUUGAUUGCCCUAAAAUGCCUGAGGGUAUUCAGUAUGAGAAGUUGGACUUGCGAGUGAUCCUACCGGAAGGGGCGAGCGAGGUGAAGUAUGAGUUGUUCGGGGGAGUUGGUGUGCCAAAUGAUAUCCACUCGGAGAUUUUGCUUCAUAAAACCUUCAUGGACACGCUUGGAAGAACGGUACUGAAACUAACUGCCACCAAUAUCGCUGACGAAGCGAGGGAUGUUCAACUCAUCGUCACCUAUAAUUACCCUUUUGCGGCUUCUUUGCGCAAACCAAUUACUAUAUUCGUGGGUGUGCUAAGUGUUUUUGUUGCUGCAUGGGCUAUUAGCAAUGUCGAUGUUAGCAUCAAAAAGAGGUAA
Molecule: messenger RNA, 1491 nt
Organism: Ophidiomyces ophidiicola
Lineage: Eukaryota; Fungi; Ascomycota; Eurotiomycetes; Onygenales; Onygenaceae
Gene: OST1
Product: dolichyl-diphosphooligosaccharide--protein glycosyltransferase subunit 1
Exons: 3
Coding region: 1-1491 (496 amino acids)
Cellular component (GO): oligosaccharyltransferase complex; membrane
Source: RefSeq, a predicted model, not a curated record